Messenger RNA from Perca fluviatilis (European perch), 2119 nucleotides. RefSeq names its product V-set and immunoglobulin domain containing 8a (gene vsig8a). The record is from RefSeq and is a predicted model, not a curated record. The transcript is spliced from 8 exons. Lineage: Eukaryota; Metazoa; Chordata; Actinopteri; Perciformes; Percidae. Bases 676 to 1785 code for a protein of 369 amino acids.
UGUGCAGCUGGUCGGGGGCGGGACUCCAAAGCGGAACGUGACUGUCUGAUUUUUUUUGUCCAGGUGAUCAUUAAUGUGACAGGAAGUGUAUAGUAUGGGUAGCGUUGAAUAUGGACUUUGCUAAUUGGUUUUCUUCCCAAAGUAUUCACCAGCUAAAAGGCCAGAAGCUGCGUCAUUUGACAGGACGGUUGGGACGCAGGCUAGUGCAAAACGUGACUAUUUUUGCGAUAACUGCUACACAAAAGUUCCAGCGGGGCUAAUAAACACCUCAGCGGCUAACAUUACAGGAGCGGUGGACAGGUGCAGCUCAUUAACUCUCCUCCUCCACUUCCCCCGGUAGCUUUUACCUCGACUGUUGCCACCGCUCCAUUUUGGAUUUACAAGCCAAACCAAGAUAAUAACCGCUUUAGUUAACCUAGCACUGCUACUGGGGGGAGGGGAUUCUUUAGGCCUACUACAUCAAAACUUUUCUUGACUGCCGCAUGAGAAAACUAGUUUUCCAUUCUCGCUGAGCACCAUGGGGCCAUGUUUACCUCACGGAAGGCCCAGUUAGUGCAGCUGGCCUUCGAGAGAGAAAGAGAGAACGAGAGAGAACUUCAAGAAGAGCACUAAUGACUAGAAAAAUGUUAUCUCAGCGCAGACACUCGCCGCCUUCAGCUAUUUUAAAGGACCAUUAUGUUCAGAAAAAGCUGCAGUCACUUGAGAUCCGCUUUCUUCCCGCCCUGGUUGUCUGUCUACUUGGCAUGCACUGCAAGUCUCUUGAGCACGGAACUGAAAUACGUGCGAGGGAUGCACAUGACGUCAGCCGGUCCACAGACCAUCCACAAGGCUGAGGGAGAGAGCGUGACUUUGGGCUGCAGUUACACACUGAGCCCUUUUGACACCGGCGAACUUGACAUCGAAUGGUCUAUGGUCAGUCCAGACACCACGCAGAAAGAUCAGAUGCUCUUAUCCCAUACCAGCGGCACUACAUACGUCCAUGGCAACCACGCUCUUGCAAAAGGGCUCAGCUUUGCUGCACCUGACCCCUCAUUGGGUGACGCUUCAAUCGCAAUCGCUCUGCUGUCACCUGCUCACAGUGCUACCUACCAGUGUAAAGUGAAGAAAUCACCUGGAGUGGACAUGCGCAAGGUGUCACUGGUGGUAUUGGCGAAGCCGUCAGUGCCUAAGUGCUGGGUGGAGGGAGGGGAGCUGGUUGGCGAGGCUGUGUCUCUGCACUGCAAGUCUGCAAAAGGCUCCACUCCCUUAAAAUACACAUGGAGGAGAGAAAGUGCCGGCCCCAUCCCUGCUACAGCCACACAGAACAGUGUGACUGGGGAGCUAAAAAUCAGCAACCACUCGCAGAGCUUUGCAGGAUUCUACCUUUGUGAGGUGAACAAUGCUGUUGGAGCCGAACACUGCAGGAUCAACCUGAAAGCAAACAAACCUCCGAACAGAGCAGGGGUGAUAGUCGGCACCAUUGUGGGUUCUCUCCUCCUCAUCUUCAUCCUGCUGGUCUUCACUGGGCUUCUAUACUGGAAGUUGAGCAUCAGACAUCGCUUUGAGAAGGAGUUCUCCAAUGACAUCAGGGAGGAUGCUCCGCCUCCUGAGAGCCGCCCAGUCAGUCGCGGUACGAGCCGGAGCGCCAGUCAGCACCCACAGGUUACUUACUGCCAGGUGGGCAGGACCGACAUAAGCUCUUUGAAUGAUGGACGCACACUCACUCCCUCCAGCAACAGCCAUGGACACACACCGGUCAAAUACACAGCAGUCGAAUAUGACAGCAAGUACGGAUACGCGGUGUGAUGAUCAACAACAGAGCUGAACUGAGAAUGUUUUUACUUUCAUUGUAAUGUUUCAAAAGAUGCUUCAGGGCAGUUCAGACACUUGAAACUUAAAAUCUGGAGCAGCAGGAGUCUUGGAUAGAGUCUAAUGAAUUCAUAGCUGUGCCAUGUGAUGAUUUAACUUCUUUUAAACAAGAUAAUGUAACAUUACCAUGUCAUUCAACAUGCAAGUGAAUGUCACUGUCUUUAAAGAAUCUUAAAAAUGUAUAAGUGUAGAUAAAUAAGACUUUUUUUUUCUGGAAGUUCUUAUUUUCUGUUUUAACUACACACAAAUAAACGUUUUCUAAUAUUUUCAA